Messenger RNA from Salvia miltiorrhiza (redroot sage), 441 nucleotides. RefSeq lists its product as uncharacterized. The record is from RefSeq and is a predicted model, not a curated record. Lineage: Eukaryota; Viridiplantae; Streptophyta; Magnoliopsida; Lamiales; Lamiaceae. The transcript has a single exon. The coding region runs from base 1 to 441 and encodes 146 amino acids.
AUGGGAAGACCCGAAGAUGCUGAAAAAUGGAUUAGGGGGGUAGAACGAAUCUUCCAAUACAUAAACUGUGAGGAUAAUGAAAAGGUCAAAUGCGCCACGUACCAACUAGUGGAUGAAGCAGACUUCUGGUGGGAGUCGGUAAAGAACACUAUUACCAAGGAACAAUUGGGAGAGCUGACCUGGGUUGAGUUCAAGGCCAAACUAUUCGAGAAGUAUACACCAGAAUACUACCGUCACAGGAAGCAAAACGAAUUUUGGAGUAUGAGGCAGAGAAACAUGACUGUAGCCGAGUAUGACAGGGCUUUCAACCAGUUAUCUCGCUAUGCUCCACAUCUGGUGGACACAGAUGAAAAACAAACAGAGAAGUACUGCAAUGGUUUGCGCCAUGAAAUCGUAAUCGCCUUUGCAAGCCAAAAGGUCUUAUCUAUGCUUAAACCCUGA